Brassica oleracea var. oleracea is the source of this 859-nucleotide messenger RNA. RefSeq names its product SCF ubiquitin ligase complex protein SKP1a-like. Lineage: Eukaryota; Viridiplantae; Streptophyta; Magnoliopsida; Brassicales; Brassicaceae. The coding region runs from base 243 to 575 and encodes 110 amino acids. Gene Ontology annotation, biological process: ubiquitin-dependent protein catabolic process. The record is from RefSeq and is a predicted model, not a curated record. The transcript has 3 exons.
CCAAUAGAAGUUAACCCUAAUUCUCUCUUUACCCUGCUUCUAAUCCCUCAUCCCCCUCUCUCUGUUUGGUCGCGUCGUCUGAUCUUCUUCUUCAUCUACUAGAUUCGAUCGGUGUCAUUAAAUUUCUUGGUAACUCCAUCUUCUUUCACUCCUUCCAAGAUUCUUCAUUCGAUGUACCCAUCUUACUUUCAGUCGGUGAAUAUACAUAUAUAAAUAGAGCACAAUGGCAAACUCCUCUCGCUAUGAGCUCUGUCUAUGAGAGGAAGCCUAAGACUUCCUGGAGGAAAGACAAUCGUUGGAAACGAAUGCAUCACAGUAGGAGGAGGAAAGCGCCGGUGGCGACGGCGAAAUGGAAGAGGAGGAUGAAGGCCGUGAAGGAUGAAGAUAAAGCCAUUGAUGAUGGUGGAGAGGAUAGAGAGAAGAGAUCAUUAAUGGAUAGUGGGACGAAGCUAAUGCCAGUGACAAGGAUAUUUAUGGAAACACCGAGGACGCUGAGCUCAAGAAUUGGGACACCGAGUUCGUCCAAGUUAAUCAGCCUAUGCUUUUCGAUCUCAUCUUGGCUGCUAAAUAUCUGAAAAUCACUGGACUUCUUGACCUGACGUGCAGGACUGUGGCGUAUAUGAUCAUAGACAAGAUUCCAGAAGAUAUGUGCACUAACAUCAAGAAUGACUACACACCUGAGGAAGAAACUGAGGUUCGCAAGGAGCAUGGGCCUUCGAGUGACUUUUGGUCCCUGGUGGUUUAGGAUAGUCUUCUAUUAGAUGUCUUAUUUCUUUCCUCUUUUGGUUUGAAGUUUGUCAUUUUUUUGGUUUGAAAGGUGAGAGGUCACUGUGAAUAAUACAUGCAAGAAUGUUUUGUU